Molecule: messenger RNA, 2567 nt
Organism: Ceratitis capitata (Mediterranean fruit fly)
Lineage: Eukaryota; Metazoa; Arthropoda; Insecta; Diptera; Tephritidae
Gene: Nprl3
Product: GATOR complex protein NPRL3
Exons: 4
Coding region: 147-2303 (718 amino acids)
Biological process (GO): TORC1 signaling; cellular response to amino acid starvation; positive regulation of autophagy
Cellular component (GO): GATOR1 complex
Source: RefSeq, a predicted model, not a curated record
UGAUUUUCUCACCAUCUUUCUACCAAGAAGCAGAAAUUCUUAUCAGCACCGCAAUCAAUCAAUACAGCUGUUCUGUAAUUAGAGAAAUCGUAGUUUUAGAAGAGUUUUCAGCGGUGUUUUUAACAUAAUUAAACAAAAUAAAAUAAAUGGAAGUAAAUCCGAUUGCAUUGUUACUUGUCUAUAUGGACAGCAAAGGCGAUCGACUGCUUUUUCGCUACCCGUAUGAACAUGUAUAUAAAGAAAAAACGCCGGUGCAUACCAUGUCCUUAGCGGCAUCUGCGCCAGUUCUAAAUAAUCCACCGUUGGUGGACAUAGUAAUGACCAGUUCAACGACAUCGCUAGUGUCACAAAUUUCCACGGAAACCACCAAGAAACGAAAUCCAUAUGCUAUCAGCAGCAGUGACGAGCUUUUACAAACAACGCCACCACCAAAUGCACAACCUGUCAACGUAUUCGGUGCAUGUACUAGUUUUUGCAAUGCAGUACCUAAAGGCCAACUGGAAGGUUUUACGGAUGAAGUACUCUCCACUUUAUUUGCAGUGAAACAACAAUUGUGUAAUCAAAAACUGGAACUGAAAGUCAAUGAUGUACGUUUUGUGUCGCAUCCCACAUUGAUACCACGAAAUGAGCUACGUACCAGCAUCGGCAACACAAGUAACACUUCGAAUACCUCGAAUAACUUCUUAUCACUUGUUACAGCAACGAGCAAUACAGCUGUUCCUGGCGCACAACCAAAUGUUGCACCAACAAAGCCCCAACCACAACAAAUGCUUAUAAAUAUUGUCUUCGCUUUGCAUGCACAAGCGAGUUAUUCCAUAGUAAAAUGUUACUACGAGCUAAGUAAGCGUCUUGGUUUGGCUUUACGUGUUGAAGAACAACGUGUCGGUUACUGCACCGAGGAAACUAUGCUUAUGGCGCGUACACACGAUGAGCUCUCAUCGCAACAGCAGCCCUUGGAGCGCACUUUUGACGCCAUAACUGAACGCAGCACAUUGGCACAAGCGCUGAAAUCAAUCUAUCACGAUCUAUGCACUACUGGUUUACUGAAUACUACAUUAAAUCAAUAUUUAACUGUAAGUUUUUGUCUGCCACAAAAGGCGCAUCAGUUGCAUAAAAAGGGCAGCAUGGUUGAGCCUGAGGUAAUAGAUCGUUGUUUACGUGCAUUGAAACCCUACCAUGGUAUGUUGCUUGUGGACUAUGCCGAACUGUUGGACUGUGUGCCACCACGUGCAGCACGUAUGCUAUUACAGUUGGUCGAGAUCUAUACACCCUUAAUGAGUUUGCAAAUGCUCGCCUCCGAGGCGGAUAUGAGUAUUGAACAUGUCUACAAAAUGGUCUCACAUCUAGUUUAUUGGGGGAAGGCUACCAUUAUAUAUCCGUUAUGUGAAACAAAUGUCUAUGUGAUAGCACCCGAUGCACCGCUGCAUACCAAAUCUCAUUUGGUAGAGAAAUUUUCAGCGCGUUUUGCUGGUAUGUCACUUUUUGACGCUAUCUCACACUUUUCCCUACCCACCUCCAUUGGUCAUCUCACCACACCAUUGCAACAGUCUGCACGUCAAGGUAUGUUGGCUCAGAUGGUUGUCUGGAUGUUGCAACAUCAUUUGCUCAUGCAAUUACAUACAUAUGUACAAUUCAUGCCCAGCGAUUCGGAUGAUUUCUAUGGUGGUGUUAGUAGUAUGAAUGUUGCGGGCAGCAGUAGUAGUGAUGGUGGCAAUGAGCAUUUACAUGGGGGUACAAAUACAAUAAGUUCCAUGGGCGUGGGUGUUGCGGGUGAAUUGAUGAUAUCCACAUUAAGUCAUAGCAUAAAUGCAAGCGAUGAUGAUCUCAAUGCGGGCUCUUUACUAUCCUGUGCAAGUCAACCAUUGCCAGUGCCGCAUACAAGCCGUUCGGAGGAUCGUUAUUCAGGCGGCUGUUCAACUGGUUCGGAAAAUAUUGCAGUACAGCCUUCAUCCAGUCACAAAUCAAACUAUAGCAUGACUGCUUCGAUAAGCACCGAAAACUGCGACAGCAUCGCCUCCAUUGAGGACGAGGAAAGAAUAAAAGAGCUACUAUCCGUAUUUAACGAAACCGAUCGCGCCGCUAUAAGGCGUAUACCAGCUUCUUCGAAUGUCGAUGAUCUUUCGCUGCUCGUCAAACUUUAUCAAGCUGGUUAUUUUAAGAGUGAACAUCACUUGGAGGAGAUAAUGUAUUUUCAAAGUUUACGACCAGCUGAAUUGUUACAACUAUUGGAUAAAUUUCGUGAUGUUUUGAUAAUUUAUGAGACUGAAGAUCCAGCAAUUGCAUCCAUGUACAAUAAUAAGUGAACGAUGGUGAGGAAGUAGUGUAAAAAGUGCUGGAAUAUGGAGUGUGAAAAUAUACAAAAGAGAGCUAAGGGCUGAGCGGAGCAUAAGCCAAACAAAUAUGGCACGAAGCUAUAAAACUAAGCUCUCUAAUCUAAUCUAAAGUUGCCUCAAGUUGGUGCACAUAUGUGUAUACUAACGCCACUUUUUGCAGAAAACCGUGCAAUUCAUAUACAUACAUACAUAUUUGAAUUUAUUUUCAUUUACAAUGAAUCUUUGUAAAUUUAA